Molecule: messenger RNA, 770 nt
Organism: Crotalus tigris (Tiger rattlesnake)
Lineage: Eukaryota; Metazoa; Chordata; Lepidosauria; Squamata; Viperidae
Product: maestro heat-like repeat-containing protein family member 1
Exons: 5
Cellular component (GO): cytoplasm
Source: RefSeq, a predicted model, not a curated record
UGAGGCAGAAGGGAAAGGGAUGCUUUCCUUGGAAACACACAAGAGAACCCGUUCCUUCCUCUGCUCCUUCGCUUUGCCUCCAUGCCUUCCUUCUUGCUGCCUCAACAGAUCUCUGCAGGCCCCCAACUGCCCAGGAGGAAAACGGAUGGACUUCCCUCCCUCCACCAGAAGUCUGCGCUCCGAGAAAGUCAUUCCCAUCUCUUGCCUCAAGAGAAGAUUUCGCUUUACAAAUACUACGGGGUGAAACUACGCAACUCGAGACAGAAAGACCUGGUCAAGGAACAACUGAAAAGUCUUCUGGGUUUUUCAUUUCAAGAAGAAACAGACAGAGAAGGAAUCUCUGAAGCCAUCGGAGUGGUUGCCUUUUGCCAUCUUCCUGAGAUCCUGGUGGCCCUGAGGCAGGUUGGCCACUUUGUGCGUGCAAAGAAACCUGCUCUGCAAGAAGCCCCCUUUCAGGACCCACACUCUUGUUUUGAGAGACAAAUUCGCACAGCCGUGAUCCUGUGCUAUGGCCACGCAGCCCUGGGAGCCCAGCCAGAGGACCUGAUGCCUUUAGCGGAACACAUUGUCUCUGAGAUUCUCUUCCAGUAUUGGACCAGGAACAAGGAUGAAGCCUUGACGAAAGCGUUCCUGACGUCCGUGAUCAGGAUCACCAAGGCUCUUGUCCAGACCAAGAGUCAGGAUGUCCAUUUACCCCACAAAUCUGAACUGGCCCUCAAUAUAAAUGUAAGUGGGGGGACAGGUGAUCCCGGGACAAUUUAUUUCGGAAA